UACAAGUCCCCAUGUCUAUGAUCUGUCAAUUCAAACCACCCGGUAUCUUUAUAAGGCUUGGGUGAUUCGUCUGCUCACCAUGGCGGUAGACAAUGCCCAUACAGUCAUAAAUAUGGCAAGAAGCAUGACUGAAUCUGAGAGUAGAAUUCUGUAUACUUUCACCAGCUGCUGUCCUCGGUGGAAUGGAGCAAAGAAGAAUCGAGGAAGAAGUCCAUGCUCUCCAUAUAUGUUGCCCAAUUUGCUCUUUGGCAGAUGCGCAGUCUACACUGUCUAUCAUUCUGAAUGGAGAUCAGGAUCUAUUGCGUGAGAUGCGAUCAGUAUGUCCACACUUUUUGCACUCUGGUCAAUUUGGUCGACAUCCCGACAACCCCAUUUUUGGUAGGGUUUGGAUUGGAAAUAGGUUUGUUAUUGGGGUGGAAUGCUGCUGGCGGCACGAAUUCUUAUUGGUCGUAUCCGCCCGCAAAAUUCAUGCCCAGCACGGCCAUGCUCGACAUUGAAUCACUUGAAACUGGGGGCAGCGGAGCAAAUUAUCAACCUGCUGACCUGGUUUUGAUGAGCGAUCCCUUAGAGUGGGCAAUAUAUUCAAUCUUGGCGCGCCUGUUGAUUUUGUAUGCUUCUCGUAGAGUUACCAAAAGCCGG
Molecule: messenger RNA, 639 nt
Organism: Aspergillus welwitschiae
Lineage: Eukaryota; Fungi; Ascomycota; Eurotiomycetes; Eurotiales; Aspergillaceae
Exons: 1
Source: RefSeq, a predicted model, not a curated record